Theobroma cacao (cacao) is the source of this 865-nucleotide messenger RNA. Its product is annotated as pre-mRNA-splicing factor cwc-21-like. Gene Ontology annotation, cellular component: nucleus. Lineage: Eukaryota; Viridiplantae; Streptophyta; Magnoliopsida; Malvales; Malvaceae. The record is from RefSeq and is a predicted model, not a curated record.
UUCCAUUGGUUUUUGCUCCGAUUCUUUUGUUUGGCUGAUUGUGGUUUCCGUUUUUGUCGUUUUCUAGGGAUUUUGUUUUUGUGAUUUGGGAUUUCUCUCCCUUCGAGUCGAAGGCAGUAGCGAUUCGUAUCUGUUUUUACGUUUCCUUUGGUAUAUCAUCUUAAUCGAAGUUAGGGUUUUGAAUGUACAACGGAAUCGGACUGACCACCCCUCGGGGGUCGGGCUCUAACGGCUAUGUCCAGGGCAACAAGUUGUUUGUAAAGCCGAAGACGAAUCGGCUAACCGUCACUACCCGGCCUUUCGAGGCUGGUCAAGGCACCGCCGGCCUCACCACCAAGAAGCCCGACAAAGACAUCCUCGAGCACGAUCGCAAACGUCAGAUUGAGCUCAAGCUUGUGAUUUUAGAAGACAAACUCACUGAACAAGGCUACACCGACUCUGAGAUCGCUGAUAAGCUCGUCCAGGCUAGGAAGGCUCUCGAAGCUCAAGAUGAGGAAGAAGGAGAAGUUAUACCCACCCCUACACAUCAGAAAAAGGUUUCGGAUACCCAGACUCACCAAGUUGCUGCGAGGAAGGAGAAGCAGAUGGAGACCUUGAGGGCUGCUCUCGGGAUUGGGAUUGGACUUUCUGAAUCUGCUGCUCCUUGCCUUUCUGGAUAGAUAUUCCCUGUAAAACUGAUAAUAUUAUGUAUAGAGUACAGGUCUGAGGGAAGAAAAUUAGGAUUCCAUAUAUAAUUCUUUUUACAAAUAUAUAAAGUGUAAGUUUUGAUCCUUGUCUGAUAAACAAAAUUUAUCACAAUCAUACAAGAAUUCAGAGGAGGUUGAUUUUGGGAAUAAUUAACUCUCAGAUGCCUAACAACGUCUUA